AUGCUGAUUGGCGGAGAUGACAUUAGUAACGACGUCAUUACUCUUGGCACGUGUUUUCAGUGUUUGUCAGACAUUCGCAGGCUAAGGGCUUUAUAUCCAAUAGGCGCUUAUACAACCGGGAUAGAAAAAGCGCUUCGAAACAAGCUAUGGCAGUGCUUAUUAUAUUAGGUUUUGCAUUUACGUCUUUUUACUCAAGGUUCAACUAGUCAUAAUAAAUUAAAUUCAAUUUAAGCUAUUAGCUACCGGCGAGUUUAUAUCCGGUGGUGGGCUUAUAAUCGCAUGAUUUUUUCGCUUCCAGUAGAUACUAGCCUAAAACAGGGCGGAGGCCGGAGGAGGGGUUGGGGGAGGGGUCUUAUAAGCGGUUUAACGUAUAAGUCAACUCCCUUUAUGAUUUUAAACUGGAAAGUUAAUUAGCGUCCAAUAUUUUCCAAUUGUGACAGAUAGAGUGACCAAUCUGGCUGAUACGAAUCGAUACGAGGCAACCAUACUUUAUUUAUCCUAGAGUUUACGCUUAGUUAAUCAGCUAGUUUACUAGUUAACGGCCCUAGUUUAUUUUAAAACUUAAAAACUAAAAAUGUACAGUUAUAAUUAACAUAACCGUAAAGCUAAGAACUAAGAAUCGAUAAACGAUUCUUAAGUUCCAAACAAUCCCUCUCUAUGGUAAUUACUAUAUGGGGCAUACUGAACCAGAAUAUUCAGCAAAAGAACCCAACAGAGAGUUUUAAUCCAUCAUCAUUGCAAAACCAACAAUCCCCGUUGCUCAUGGGCACUACUAAUAAAAGGACGCAACGUCAAAGACCGUUGCGACACGACGUCACGGCGGCCAUAUUAGAGUACAGGAAAAAAAUCCUCUCGGCAUUGAACUCUUCCUCAUGUAAACUUUUUUCAACUUUCAACAAAUUCGCAUUGUAGAUGAUCGCGUCAGUAAAAACGAUCUAUACAAUAAUUGUCGAUCAGGUAUUUCAAAAUUUCAUGUUUUUUUUUUCCUAGGAAGGAGAGAGAAUCAUUUGUGAGGAAAGUACUGGUUUUAGAGCCGUCUUCGUUGUACAAAGUGGAUUUAAAGCGAGUUCAGCAAGCUGGCACGGAUGUCAGUGAAGAUUGUGACAAAGAAGAUGUGCAAACAGCGCGCUGGUGA
Messenger RNA from Porites lobata, 1135 nucleotides. NCBI's taxonomy places the organism in Eukaryota, Metazoa, Cnidaria, Anthozoa, Scleractinia, Poritidae. The record is from the annotation of a GenBank genome assembly.